Xenia sp. Carnegie-2017 is the source of this 1967-nucleotide messenger RNA. RefSeq lists its product as uncharacterized. The record is from RefSeq and is a predicted model, not a curated record. The transcript has a single exon. The coding region runs from base 146 to 1753 and encodes 535 amino acids. NCBI's taxonomy places the organism in Eukaryota, Metazoa, Cnidaria, Anthozoa, Malacalcyonacea, Xeniidae. Gene Ontology annotation, molecular function: protein binding.
GCGGAAGUGGUGUUUGUAACAAUAUUAUUUUGCAUUAAGCAAAGCAUUCAAGUAAUUAAACUCGUUUAACAUUUUGCAAAAUUAGUCAUUCAAGAACAAUGUUUGCAUCGAACUAUCCAAAUAUGUAUUGGCGACAACAAAUAAAAUGAAAGCAAGAAACAGGACAUCAUUGUUGAUGCCCAACACUUCAAAAGAAUUAAGGAAGUCAAUAGUUCACCCGAACAUUGAAACUGUAAGCAAUGCCGUUGAACUUACAACGAAAGAAAUCACCGAAAGAGCUGCGUUGUAUAAAAAUGAAUUCAACCAAGAGGCGAUACACGAUCGAGUGCUUGUUUUGAAAGUAAUGCCUGACGACUACGAAAUGCAAGAAUUAACCUUAAGGUUAGAACUUGGAAAUAAAAGCAACGCCAUUAACAAUAAAAAAAUUGUAGAAAACGAUGCUUUUAUUGAGACAUCUAGUCGUGAUUCAUCGACUGUGAGUCAAAAUAUAGCGAAUUUGUCAACCGACAACAUUGACAUUGUCGACAAGACAGAGGAAGUUAGUCAUGCGGAGGGUCAAAUCGACACAAUAAAUUGUUAUCGCAUAUUUGUGCAUUCUUCCUGGCUGACGUUAAACAGUCGUUUCUUUCGAAGUUUGUUGUUCGAAUCGGGUAUGACCGAGAGCAGUACUCGUGAGUUUAGCAUGAAAAUUACAAUGUCCGAUGAAGACGCGUUUUUAUUGUUGUUAAAAUCCAUUUAUGAUCCGGAAGUCAUGGACAACCUUCAAAUUGCACAACUUGUAAAUGUGUUGAGAUUAUCGGUGAAAUACGACGUUCGAUUUUCUACUAUUAAGGCUAAGCGUGUCCUGGAAGCAUCACCUCUAACGAUUGAAGGGUGUGAGUUAAUCAUUCAGGCAAAUUUUACUGAUGCCAUUCCAGAUUUGGAGAGUGUAAUGACCAAUGUUGAGAAAAUACUUCUUGGUGCAUUUAAACCCCUAGACGAGACAUGGGAAUCCGAAAAGUUUUUGAGUCUAUCCAAAUACGCGCUCCGAUUUCUCCUUGGAAGUGAUAACCUCGUAGUCCAGUCGGAGAAUACUGUAUUUAUAGCGUUGAUGCACUGGAUUGAGGUGAAUGAUGAACUAUACGGCGAUUUAAACAAACACUCUGAUCUUCUUGGUCUUGUCCGCUACGAGUUAAUGAAACCAUCCUAUAUCCACGAUGUUGUAAGAGAUAACAAAAUUGCAAACAAACUAGAAGGUUUUAAAGACUUUUAUAUAAAAGCAUUGACUUUUCACGCAAUGCCUGCUAAACGGCGAACUACUCCACGCUUUAAACGACAGUUUUGCUGUUCAAAAUCUCCCACAUUUACUUGGAUUCUUUAUGCAGACGCCAAGUUGUUUUCAUUUACUGAAGAUUUCUCAAAAAAAUCGGCUAAAUCGUCUUGUUUUUGGUACUAUGGAUUUAAAAUGCGACUUCAAUUGGAUUUAUGCCCAAAUCAAGACGAAACUUUGCUGUAUUUGGUCGUUGACAAUCUUGCCGAUGAUGGCAUUGUUGAAAUUGUGUAUGAAAUGGACGUAAAAUUUGGCGAAGGUCUGCACAAAAGUAUUAUGUCUGAUUCGUACGUUUUUCAAGGAGACGCGAAAGCAUCUGCUGUCGGAAAUUAUCCUUUUGAUGAAAAUUAUUCUUUGAAUGAAAUCAAGGAAAUCUUAACAGGAAGUUCAUGUAAUGUUGCUAUUAUAUUUGAAAUCACAAUUGAUAAAAUAGUCAAUGAUUAAUUACUGCAUUAAUCAAGUUUUAAGUCCAGCGUUGAACGCCAAAAUGUCUUCAAUUUUACCAUCAAAACAGGGUAUUCAAGUUCUUACAUUAGUUGAAUUGUUUAAUAAAUUUUUUUGGCAGCAUAUAUAUGUAUAUAUCACUUCGAAAACGUACAUCAUGUAAUUAAACAAUACUAAAAAAAAACAAGGAAAAUCAAAUUAUUAUCUUUACAAA